Cornus florida is the source of this 870-nucleotide messenger RNA. Its product is annotated as photosystem I reaction center subunit II, chloroplastic-like. Bases 71 to 706 code for a protein of 211 amino acids. Gene Ontology annotation, biological process: photosynthesis. The record is from RefSeq and is a predicted model, not a curated record. NCBI's taxonomy places the organism in Eukaryota, Viridiplantae, Streptophyta, Magnoliopsida, Cornales, Cornaceae. The transcript has a single exon. Gene Ontology annotation, cellular component: photosystem I reaction center; photosystem I.
CAUACACACACACACACACUCAUAAACCAAUUACCACAAUCACUAACAACCUCCUCUCUCAAUCCCUCCCAUGGCCAUGGCAACCCAAGCUUCCCUCUUCACCCCAACUCUCUCCGCCCAAAAAUCCGGUGACCGUGUCGCCGCCCCAUGGAAACAAUCAUCCCUCGUCCCAUUCACCACCACUAAACCACUCAAAUUCACCGUGGCACAAAGGACCGUUAAGGUUGCCGCCGCGGAGGGAAAGACCGAGGCACCACCAAAAGAGGCACCAGUUGGGUUCACCCCACCUGAAUUGGACCCAAACACCCCCUCACCAAUCUUUGGUGGCAGCACUGGUGGGCUACUAAGGAAGGCCCAAGUUGAGGAGUUUUAUGUCAUCACUUGGGACUCACCCAAGGAACAAAUAUUUGAAAUGGUCACUGGUGGUGCAGCCAUAAUGAGACAGGGUCCUAACUUGCUCAAAUUGGCUAGGAAAGAGCAGUGUCUGGCACUUGGCACUAGACUAAGGUCUAAGUAUAAGAUUAACUACCAAUUUUACAGGGUGUUUCCUAAUGGUGAGGUCCAAUAUUUGCACCCCAAGGAUGGAGUCUACCCGGAGAAGGUGAACCCGGGACGUCAAGGGGUCGGGGUCAAUUUGCGAUCAAUUGGGAAGAAUGUGAACCCCAUUGAGGUCAAGUUCACCGGCAAGCAAGUGUAUGACUUGUGAGGUUAGAGGUGAUUAAUUAUUGGUGACAUGUUUGUAUGUGUGUGACUAUGUGAUUAUUUUAGUGUUUGUUUGUUGUACUUGUAUUUUAUUUCUCCAUGAAGCUACAUUACAAAACAUGGAUUGUAUAUUGUGUGUCAUCAAAAACCGUGACAUAUUGAGAAUUA